Gastrolobium bilobum is the source of this 3416-nucleotide messenger RNA. Its product is annotated as LRR receptor-like serine/threonine-protein kinase RGI1. Gene Ontology annotation, biological process: protein phosphorylation. The transcript is spliced from 2 exons. Gene Ontology annotation, molecular function: protein binding; protein kinase activity; ATP binding. The coding region runs from base 360 to 3209 and encodes 949 amino acids. Lineage: Eukaryota; Viridiplantae; Streptophyta; Magnoliopsida; Fabales; Fabaceae. The record is from RefSeq and is a predicted model, not a curated record.
AACAUCAUUCUUGUCUGAAAGUCACGCAAGUCUAUCGCAGUGGAAGACCUGCAAUCUCAGUCAACUCCACUUCCCAACACUUGUUCUUACCCUCCCUCCUUCCACCAAGUUUCCUUCAACCCAAAACACAAUCCAAUCCCAUAUCAUACCCAAAUAUUCUCUUGCAGACAUUUUCAUUGUAUCUUUAUUAUUCUCUUCUUGUUCUUUCAUCCAUGUUCUCUUCUACCUGAAUCCACAAUAAAAUAUAUACUCCAUCAAACACACACAUAUCCCGAAAUAGACACAUAGAUAGAUACUUGAUAUCAUACAAGGGAAGUAUAGUCGCAGUUCAAAACUCACAAGCAGACACUGCUAAGAACAUGGGCUGGUAUGAAUACAACACCACAUCUUUCCUUAGUAUUUUGCUCUUCUUUUGUUUCUGUCCCAUUGUAUUGUCUAUGCUAUCUCCAAACCAAACACACACCAUUACCGCUGUCUCCAAGCUUUUUGAUGCCCCUGUUCCAUGGACUACAAACUCAGACCCGUGUACUUGGAAGGGAGUGACUUGUGACCCUAGCAAUUCCUCUGUAAUCAAGAUUAAUCUAUCUGGGUUUUCACUCUCUUCUUCUGAUUUUCUCCCUGUUCUUUGCCAAAUUGAAACUUUGGAGCAUCUUGAUGUCUCCAAGAACCAGCUGGGCUUAAUCCCUGAUGAUUUCAUCACUGAAUGUGGAAAGAAUAAGGGGUUAAAGCUGCUGAAUUUUACUGGAAACAAUUUAGGUGCUUUACCUACUUUUCAUGGAUUUCAUGGGCUGGAAUCCCUGAAUUUGUCUUUCAAUCACAUGGUAGGGAAUAUUGGUUUAAAGUUAGAUGAGUUGGUUAGCCUCAAGAGUUUGGAUCUUAGUUUCAAUUUGUUCACUGGGUCUCUUCCUACCAACCUGGGAAAGUCCAUGGUUCUGGAGGAGCUUGUCCUUUCUGUCAAUCAGUUUCAAGGAGAAAUCCCUGAUGAAAUAUUGAGUUAUGAAAAUUUGACUGAGAUUGAUCUUAGGUCAAAUAAUCUUUCAGGGUCUAUUCCUAGCAAUAUUGGAAAGCUAACUAAAUUGGAAACUUUGAUCCUUUCCUCUAAUAAACUUACUGGUCAAAUUCCAACAGCACUUAUGGACAUCACUAACCUUUCAAGAUUUGCAGCAAAUCAAAACAAUUUCACGGGUUCUGUACCUCCUGGGAUUACUAAAUAUCUCAGGAUUUUGGAUCUUAGUUAUAAUAAUCUGUCCGGGUCCAUUCCAGAAGAUCUUUUAUCUCCACCAAAAUUGCAGGUUGUAGAUUUGUCCCAUAAUAUGUUAAAUGGAUCAUUACCUGCAAAAGUUUCUCGUAGCUUAUUCAGGUUGAGAUUUGGAGGCAAUUCUCUGAGCGGAAUUAUUCCUUCAGAUAAUUUUGCAGCACUUCAAGAUUUGAUGUACUUGGAGCUGGAAAACAAUUACUUGACAGGAUCUAUACCAGCUGGAUUGGGUUCUUGCAGGAAAUUGGCAUUGUUGAACUUAGCUCAGAACCAGUUGAGUGGUGAAUUGCCACCACAGCUUGGUAAUCUUAUCAACCUACAAGUCUUGAAGCUUCAAAUGAACAAGCUUAACGGUACAAUCCCAUUUCAAAUUGCCCAACUACAUCAGUUGUCAACACUGAAUUUGAGCUGCAAUUCUCUGAGUGGAUCAAUUCCAUCUGAGAUGUCAAGUUUGAGCAAGCUUAAUUUCCUGCACUUGCAACAAAACAAUCUCAGUGGUUCCAUCCCAACAUCGAUUGGCAAUUUGAAAUUGCUUAUAGAACUCCAACUUGGGGGAAACCAGCUAAGUGGUGAGAUUCCAAGCAUGCCAUUAAGCCUACAGGCUUCGUUGAAUCUUAGCAACAACCUCUUUAGUGGACCUAUUCCAAGCAGUUUUGGCAUUUUGGACAGCCUGGAAAUCUUGGAUCUCUCAAAUAACAAGUUUUCUGGUGCAAUUCCUGAUGAUCUAACAAAAAUUUCAGCCUUGACACAGUUGUUACUUUAUAACAAUCAAUUGUCUGGUGUCAUUCCAAAAUUUGAUCGUUAUGUUCAUGUUGAAUCAGCUGGAAAUAAAAAUCUGGUAAGUACUCCUACACAGGACAACACAACACCCAACAUUGUCCCAAGAUAUGCAAAGAAAGGAAUAUCUGUUGCUGUGGCAAUUCUCAUUGCAAUUGUAGCAGCUAUUUUUCUUGUUGGACUUGUCUCUGUGCUGGUUGUGUUAGUCUCGCGACACUAUUACAGGGUUAAUGAUGAGCACUUACAGUCAGGCGAAGAUCCUCACCUUCCUCAGGUCAUUCAAAGUAAUUUGUUAACUCCUAAUGGAAUUCACAGAUCAAGCAUUGACUUCUCCAAAGCCAUGGAAGCUGUUGCUGAAACGUCAAAUGUUACUCUGAAAACUAGGUUUUCAACUUAUUAUAAGGCCGUUAUGCCAUCGGGAUCAAUCUAUUUUGUCAAGAAGCUGAACUGGACUGACAAGAUAUUGCCAGUGGGAAGUCAUGAUAAAUUUGGCAAAGAACUAGAAGUCUUGGCAAAAUUGAACAAUUCAAAUGCCAUGACUCCUUUGGCCUAUGUUUUGUCCACUGACACUGCUUAUAUACUAUAUGAAUUUGUCUCAAAUGGCUCCCUUUUUGAUGUUCUUCAUGGAAGCAUAGGAAACUCUUUAGAUUGGGCUAGCAGAUAUAGUAUAGCUGUUGGUGUGGCUCAAGGACUUUCUUUUCUUCAUGGAUUAGCCUCUAGUCCAAUACUACUUCUUGAUCUAUCAAGCAAAAGUAUUUUGCUCAAGUCCCUCAAGGAGCCUCUAGUUGGAGAUAUUGAACACUACAAGGUGAUUGAUCCCUCAAGGAGUACAGGGAAUUUUUCUGCAGUUGCUGGUUCUGCUGGUUAUAUUCCUCCAGAGUAUGCAUACACAAUGACAGUAACAAUGGCUGGGAAUGUCUACAGCUUUGGUGUCAUUCUACUUGAAUUGCUGACAGGAAAACCUGCAGUGACUGAGGGGACAGAAUUGGUCAAGUGGGUUUUGCGUAAUUCAACAAAUCAAGAUUACAUUCUUGAUUUUAAUGUCAGUAGAACAUCACAAGCAGUCAGAAACCAGAUGCUUGCAAUUCUCCAGAUUGCUCUUGUUUGUGUUAGUACAUCCCCAGAAGCAAGACCAAAGAUGAAGAGCGUGCUACGGAUGCUCCUUAAUGCUAGAUGAAGUCAUAUUGUUAGGGUUAGAAUAUUCAAAAGAAGGCAUGGGGUGUGCGCGCUUUUUCUUUUCUUUUUUUCCUUUUUUGGGUGGUGCAUUAAAUUAAUGAAUGUCUUACUCAUGGGAAUGCAUAGAUGGUAGACAUAUAGCUCAAGGUUUGAUAUUCCCGUUGUAGCAUAUAUUAGAAGAAAAAUAGACUCAAUUAUUAUACACAAG